ACAAGAAAUCUCCCCUCUACCCGUAAACCAUCAAGAUGCAGAAGAGCUCAUCACUGCUGACUGUUUAGAAUUGAAACCAAGGGGCUGGGGCAUGUACAAGUCCUUAGCCUUUGCUACUUCAUGCCAGUUUCCCCACCCGUUCAGCACAUCUGGUGGAGAUGCUGGCAACCAGCGGAGGGAGUCGUCUGCGGAAGCAGACUUUACAGUGAACAGAAGUGAUACCAUCCAUGUGAAGGAAGAACCUCAAGAUCACAGCUUUCCUGUGUCACCAGAAAACCACACAGAUUACGACGGAGGUGCCAUUGAAACCACGGAAGUACAUAUCACAGAAUGCUUUCCAGAAUCAGCAAUUGCUGAAGUGGAUUCCACUUUCAUCAAGAAAGAACCGCAAGAAAUUUCUCCAGUAAACAAUGGAAACGACAAGGAGCUUAUUACUGCGGAUUUCUCAGGUGAGAUAUUUAUGGGUCAUAAUCCUUUGCAUCCGUUCGACUAGCAGCCAACGUUUCUCCAUAGUGACACUGCAUGAACAAAUCAGCAUAUUUCUAAAAUGUGGUAGUGUGGCACCUAAGCUUUGGCCAUACACUGGAACCUCGAUAUAACAAAACUCACGGGGACUGCAAUUUAUUUCGUUGUAUCGAAUUGAAGGUCACGAAUCCAUACCUGCCAACUCUCCCGAUUCAUCCGGGAGACUCCCGCAUUCGGACCGGUUUGUACGAUUGUACGGCCGAGAAGCAAAUCUCCCGGAAAAUGCAGUUUCCCUCUCUAUAUCUGAAACGCCUGCUUUUUCCCUGGGCACACAGACAAAAACGUCAAUCUAAUACCAGCCCAAUUGCCAUCGGCAUGCCAGAGCCUCUGUGUUACGGAGUUCAGGGGUUCUGGUCAUGGUUCUAGUUCUAGCUCUUCUAGUUUCCGGGCAUUUCCUCCGUGCUUUCGGGCGACAAAGAUGCCUUCGCACUAGCUGUUUCGACAUUGCGUACCUCGCAAAGAGAACUUGAACCUCGAAAAGCGAACAGAGACAUAGCUUUGUGUCCUCACGUUCUUUUGAGAAAGUGUCAUAGCCUUGUCACAGCUUGACACCCAGAUAGUUUCUUGGAGAGGCCAAAGUCUGUUGCUGCAAAACUUGUGCCCGACGAGCCUGCUGGGAUGAAGUGUGCUCCUGUUACAUAUGCAAAUAAAAGCCACCCAACAUCGGCUGUCUCCUACCCCCCCUCCCCACGCUUUUGAAAUCUGGAUGUUCCCAAGUUGGCAGGUAUGCGAAUCGCGAUCUUCGCGAGGGCGCGCGCUGUACAUGAGCGUCGAUAACUCCCGCUGCGUACGAUACGGAAAAGUUUUUCUUGAAAUAUGAUAACAACUACAAAUACAGCGCCAAACAGCACUUACAGUAUUUUCUUCUUGCGUGAAAUAGCCAGUUAUUCGCGUCUGCGUCAUGCCUAGAAGAUGCGCUGUCACGCAUUGUUUGUAUGCCACCAAAGCCUCCGCAGCGUUCUCCAUAUUGUGUCGCGAUCCCGCACACUACAGUCACUACCGCGCACCUUCAAAGCACGUCUGUGGCAGUGCGUCUUCCGUAAGGCUCUUCGUUGCUGCGACAUGUUUGUCCCCGUCAAGAAAAUCUGGCUGAUUCUGUCACGUAGGCCACCACGCGAACGAAAGCGUUUCCCACACACGCGCGUUGGUGCCUUGUGUCUCGUGCUCUUUUCGUCCUGUACUUGGCUGCAACCCGACAGUUCAAAAUCAGCACGAAAAGGAGAAACCUUCCAAUGAGUCAGACUUCUUUUUGUAGGCACCAGAUUCCUCCCGACCCUAAUCGCGCGUGCCAUCUUUCGCUGCGGGAACAGGACGCAGCUUGCGCCCUUUGUUUUCGUGACCCUGAAAUCGGCUUUGUGGUCAUAAACCUUUCUCGUGUUUUGUCUGUAUCGAGGCGGUGGCUAAAAAAUAUUUUGUUGUAGCGGGAAAUAAAAUACAUUGAUCUCUA
Ornithodoros turicata is the source of this 1972-nucleotide messenger RNA. RefSeq lists its product as uncharacterized. NCBI's taxonomy places the organism in Eukaryota, Metazoa, Arthropoda, Arachnida, Ixodida, Argasidae. The transcript is spliced from 4 exons. Bases 92 to 493 code for a protein of 133 amino acids. The record is from RefSeq and is a predicted model, not a curated record.